This is a messenger RNA of Rhodotorula graminis WP1, 866 nucleotides long. RefSeq lists its product as uncharacterized. Gene Ontology annotation, molecular function: metalloendopeptidase activity. Bases 120 to 866 code for a protein of 248 amino acids. The transcript is spliced from 6 exons. Gene Ontology annotation, cellular component: mitochondrial inner membrane. The record is from RefSeq and is a predicted model, not a curated record. NCBI's taxonomy places the organism in Eukaryota, Fungi, Basidiomycota, Microbotryomycetes, Sporidiobolales, Sporidiobolaceae. Gene Ontology annotation, biological process: protein quality control for misfolded or incompletely synthesized proteins; mitochondrial protein processing.
CGCUGCACAACUUCAAGGCGUACCUUCGCUCGCCCGUGUUCCUCGUUCUCGUGUCGGGCGGAACCUGCUACUACGUCCUGCACCUUGAACAAGUGCCUGAGACGGGCCGGUGGCGCUUCAUGGACGUCUCGCCCGACAUGGAGAAGCAGAUGGGUGCGCAGGGCCUGCAGGAGGUCAUGGGCGAGUACGGCGGCAAGGUCCUGCCGGACUACCACCCGACGGCGCGGUACGUCCAGGGCGUCGUCAAGCGGCUCAUCCGCGCCAACGGGCUCGAGGACAAGCUUGGAGGGGACAAGGAGGGCUGGAAGACGCACGUCGUCAAGGAGGACGGGACCAAGAAUGCCUUUGUCCUGCCCAACGGUUCCAUUUUCGUGUUCUCUGGGAUCCUCUCGGUCGCCAACGACGAGGACUCGCUCGCCUGCGUCCUCGGUCACGAGAUCGCGCACCAAGUCGCACGGCACUCGGCUGAGCGCAUGAGCGGCAUGAAGGUCUUCUACGGGCUCGCGUUCCUCCUCUCGAGCUUUGGCAUUGACAUGGGCCUCUCGCAAGUCUUCCUCAACUACGUCUUCUCGCUGCCCAACAGCCGCAAGAACGAGACCGAGGCCGACCUCAUCGGCCUGCGCCUCGCCAACAACGCGUGUUUCGACCCUCGCGCCGCCGAGGGCCUGUGGCACCGCAUGAGCGCCGAGGAAGGCACGCACGGCGUCGACAUGUCGUUCCUGUCGACGCACCCGAGCAGCAAGAACCGCACCAAGCAGGUGCGCGAGUGGGCCGAGGACGUCCUGCGCGACCGCCCGAGCCAGUGCGCGCCGGUCAAGGGGCACGUUGGGCCGUUCCAGGAGGCGAGCGGCGCGAGGUGGCGGUGA